AUGGGUAGCGCUCCAAGUAAUAAUAGAGAAACUAAUCGGAACUCAAUCAGACCUAUGGCAACAAUCGAUCCAUUACAGCAACAUAACCCAACUAACACUCCAUGGGUGAAAGAUCCUGCAAUAUUUCAAGAUUCAAAACGACCAAAAACAGCUCACAAAGAGAAAGAAGAUAUAAAAUGGCCACUACCACCGAAAGCGAAUGAAGACAGCUUUCAGUUUCAGUGGCCAAAAGAUUCAGAACGAUAUUCAGUAGAAAAUGCCUAUAAUGCAGAGGUACCAUCAAAAGCUAAACCAAUCAUAGAAGAAUUAGUCAGACAAGAAUAUCGUCAGGAAAAAAAGGAUUCUAAUAAAUGGGAAAAGAAGAAUUCAAGUCUGCAUGAUUCAGCUAAUGUUCAAUCGACAAUGAAUACUACAUCGUCCACAUGUGUUAACUUGUCAAGCUCCUACCAAAUCGGCGCAUUAAUGUCAAAUAUGACUGAUAUACAAGCAAGUCUUGAUGUCAAUGUAAGAUAUCGUCUAGAAAAAGUAUCUAAAGAGACAGAAACGGUGAUCCAACGAAUAAUAGAUGAUGCCACUACUCAACAAGACGAACUUUUGAAAUAUGGUGAACAACGACAAAUGAUCUAUGACGAAUUACAUCGUGAGUGGUUAUACAAAUACAUUGUUGCACUCGAUGAAUGGCAGUCAAAGCAACUAGGCGAAUGGCAAGACGAGUUGAGUGAAUAUCAGAAAAGAAUACUUAAUAAAUCUCAAGAAAAGAUAAUCGCUGUUAACAAACAAGCAGCCGAAAUCAAAUUACGAAUCCUUAAAGAAGAACAAAACAACGCAUCUUCUGAUGCCAAUGCGCUUCUUGCAGCCAUUGAGUCUCUAUCAGAUAAACAAGCUUUGCAAAAUUUGGGCAGUGAAAAAACUACCGAAAUAAAACUAUUGAUAAGAGCGAAUGUUGGUGCUAAAUUACCAUAA
Molecule: messenger RNA, 963 nt
Organism: Rotaria socialis
Lineage: Eukaryota; Metazoa; Rotifera; Eurotatoria; Philodinida; Philodinidae
Source: the annotation of a GenBank genome assembly